CCUCACACAGCCGAGCAUCCUGAGCUCUCUGCUGCUGCUGCUGCUGCUCACUGGGACCUUUAAACUCAAACCUGGAGCUCAGCUGACUGAAGAAGAGUCUGACUUCAACAGGAGUGAAGGUAUCUCUCCAACAGGUAAAUCAUGAUAAGGUGGACUGUGUUGCUGUCUGUGUGUCUGCAUGCCAUCUCAGCAUCGUUUGAUUACAUCUAUGAAGAGCACUCCUUUAUGGACCCGGAGGACGUGCUGAGUGUGAGCAUUCCUCUGGAGGAGCCACAGCAUCCUCUACUGGGAGGGACACUGGUUCUGCCGUGUUACUUUGAGGACCACACUGUCCCUGACCCGGGGGCUCCCACCAUCACCCCUCUUUCUCAUCGCAUCAAAUGGAGCCUUGUUACCAAAGAAAAAGUCACAACUAUUCUAGUGGCCUUGGAAGGACAGGUGCGUAUCAGCGAGAGCUACCUGGACAGAGUUCAUCUGGUGGGCUACCCCAUGACUCCUACAGAUGCUAGCAUCAAGAUAUCCGAACUGCGGUCCAGUGACUCAGGGGUCUACCGCUGUGAGGUUCAGCAUGGCAUCGAGGACAACCACGACAUCGUCCAUGUGCAGGUUCAAGGUAUGGUAUUUCACUACCGUGCCAUCAUGGGCCGCUACAGUCUGACUUUUGAGAAGGCGAACGCAGCAUGCACCCAGAACAGUGCGGUCAUGGCUUCACCUGAACAGCUUCAAGCGGCCUUCGAUGACGGGUUCCACCAGUGUGACGCUGGCUGGCUCUCUGACCAAACAGUCAGGUACCCAAUCCACGAUCCUCGUGUGAACUGCUACGGUGACAAAGAAGAGCUGCCUGGGGUCAGGACAUAUGGAGUGAGGGACCUCAAUGAGACUUAUGAUGUCUACUGCUUCACUGAAAAGAUGACAGGCAGAGUUUUCUACACCGCCUCUGCAGAAAAGUUCACCUUCUCUGAGGCGGUGGUGGCAUGCUCCAGUCAGGGAGCUCAGUUGGCCACUACAGGUCAGCUUUACCUGGCCUGGCAGGGUGGGAUGGAUGUGUGUAACGCCGGCUGGCUGGGAGACAGGAGUGUCCGCUACCCCAUCAACAUUCGUCGGCCACAGUGUGGAGGGGGUCUUCUGGGGGUGCGGACUGUUUACCUACACACAAACCAGACAGGAUACCCACUUCCUGAAUCCCGCUAUGAUGCCUUUUGUUACACAGAGUCCCCUGAAGAGGAAGGUUCAGGCAUUGCAGAAGAGGGCAGUGGUGUGCUGAGUGUUACCACAGUGACAAGGAGCCCAGAGGUGUUCUUCAGGAGAACGACCACAGAGAGUGAGGCGGUCGGAGAGGUGGAGACUCAGCAGCCUACCAUUGUGGACUUCACCUACACGGACAGCACUACCGAGCUGCCGCUGCCUCAGCCACCGAACAUCACAGAGUUUGUCACUGACCUGAUAGAGCCAGCCACCGCCCCGCCCGACACAGGCAGGGAGCCCAGCAAAGGCUUUGUGAUGCCUCAAACUGGUGUGGUCUUCCAUUAUCGCUCAGGCUCAAGUCGUUAUGCCUUUACUUUUGUUGAGGCCCAACUGGCCUGCCAGAGCGUCGGAGCCUCCAUCGCCACGCCAGAGCAGCUGCAGGCAGCGUACGAAGCUGGGUAUCAUCGGUGUGAUGCAGGAUGGUUAUUGGACCAGACUGUAAGGUAUCCUAUUGUUUUCCCUCGAGAGAAAUGUGCUGGUGAUCUGGGGGAUCAACCUGGAGUUCGGUCCUAUGGUUUGAGGCAAGCCGAUGAGAGAUAUGAUGUGUACUGCUACAUUGAUGGGCUAAAAGGUGAGGUUUUCCAUGUGGGCUCUGCUGAGGGUUUCACCUAUGAUGAAGCUGCUUUUAGCUGUCAAGAGCAGAACGCUGUACUGGCCUCCACCGGAGAGCUCUACGCAGCCUGGAAAAUGGGUUUUGACAAGUGCCGUGCUGGCUGGCUAGUGGAUCGUAGUGUCCGGUAUCCCAUCAACAACCCCCGCACUGAGUGUGGAGCGGGGAAAGCAGGAGUACACACUGUUUACGCCUACCCCAACCAGACAAGCUUUCCUGAAGUCAACGCCAGAUUUGAUGUAUAUUGUUUCAGAGCGAACCUUCUACUUAUUGCAAAUGAAACUGGACUGAACAUCACAGAUAUUCAGGAGGCCCUCAUUAACCUAACAUCAAUUACUGAUCUGUUGAGGCCUGCUGUUCCUUCCAUCGUCACUCCCAUCCCUGUGGAAACUUCAGGCUCUGGCUCAGGGUCAGCAGACUUCGGCUCAGGGUCUGCCUCUGGGGGUCACUCUGGAGAUUUAUCUGGCUCUGGAGACCUGGCUGGUUCUGGAGACCAUGUAAUCUCUGGAGAUCUGUCUGGCUCUGGAGACCUGCUGGGUUCUGAAGACCAGGUUAUCUCUGGGGAUCUGUCUGGAUCUGGAGACCUGGCAGGUUCUGGAGAUCAGGUCACCUCUGGAGAUACAUCUGGUUCUGGAGACCUGUCUGCCUCUGGAGAUUUGUCUGGUUCUGGAGACCUGUCUGCCUCUGGAGAUUUGUCUGGUUCUGGAGACCUGACCAGCAGUGCAAGUGCUGAGCUGGCAAGUGGAGCAUCAGGUUUCAGCAGUACAGAUUCUUCUGGUUCAGGUCUUAGUGGAGAAGGAUCUGGUAUCACUGUUGUUUUUUCAGGCAUCGACAGCAUUAUCUCUGGAGAGGGCUCAGUUUCAGGAGAACUCCAAGAAGCUGGUGAGGGAAGCAGAGGGAUCCUUAUCUUCCCCUCAUCUGAAGCAGGCUCUGGAGUACUCAGUGGUAGUGGGGAGCUGUCUGGAUCUGGCACUGGAUCUGGCACUGGAUCUGGUUUAAGCUCUGCGGAGAGUGGCUCUUCAAUUGACAGCUCUGGAGAAAGUGGACAGUUCUCUGGUGUGUCAUCGGGUUUCAUCACCAGCCAGGAGUUUUCUGGGUUCAGUGGUUUCCCAUCAGGAUUCUUCUCUGGAAGUGCUAGUGGACAGUCAGGAGAAGUUUCAGGAAGUGGAGAUGGUCAGAUCUUACUGAUUGAUGGUGAACUGAUCGAUGUGUCCACCCCUACUACCCACAAGGAGCAUGAGCUUGGUGGAGGUCUACUGGCGUUCAGUGGCUCUGGAGACAUGUCUGGAUCUGGGAUUCCCAGUGGUGAUGCCAGUGGCUCGGCCUCUGGAAGUGGCUCUGGGUUCUUCUCAGGUGUGACAUUUGUGGGGUCUGGGUUCACUGAACUUACAGUUUCAUCCUCUGGAGAGCAGGAGGCCUCAGGGUUUUUACUCUACAGCUCUGGACAAGGAAGUGGUGGACAUUUGUCUGGAUUUGGAAGCUUGAGUUUCGUCUCUGGGUCUGGAUCAGGGAUGUCUGGUUCAGGGAUGUCUGGAUCAGGGAUGUCUGGAUCAGGGAUGUCUGGAUCAGGGAUGUCUGGAUCUGAGUCCUCAACGAGAGGAGAAGAAGGCAGUGUUACAUUCUUGACUGGGGAUUUUAUGACAGAGGUGUCAGGAGACACCACACCAUCUAUGGAGCUUGGGCAGGGGUCACUGCUGUACAGUGGAGAAGGAAGCAGCAGUGGCUUUUACUCUGGCAGUGGAGACGACCACUUGUUCACAGCCAGUGGCUCUUCUUCAGGAGCUUCCUCUGGAGAUCUGCCACAGAUGGUGCUGCCCUCCCCAUCCAGUGAGUGGGCACUGACAGAGAGCAAUACAGGACCAGAGGAGGCCCUUCGUGCAACUGAAUUGUCACCAACCCUUGGUGAAUUCUAUGGAACUCAGGGCCCGGUCCUUGCCCCUGCAGGACUGGCUGCUCCUCCACCUACAGCUACACCAGCCUCUGUGCAGGAACCUGGCAUUGUUGAAGAAAUUGAUUCAAUGGAGGGUGGUUUUAACCCAUGUGAACCCAACCCCUGCAGUGCUGCUUCGUGUACAGUAGAGGAUGGGGUUGCUGUCUGCCAUGAUGAGCAGCUGUGUGAAGACGGUUGGACUAAGUUUCAGGGGAACUGCUACCUGCACUUCUCCGACAGAGAGAUGUGGCUGGACGCCGAGCAGCGCUGCCGGGACCUGAACGCCCAUCUGGUCAGCAUCAUCACCCCAGAGGAGCAACAUUUUGUCAACUCAAACGCACAGGACUACCAGUGGAUCGGACUAAAUGACAAGACAGUCGAGAAUGACUUCCGAUGGACAGAUGGCACUCCACUGCAAUACGAGAACUGGAGGCCAAACCAGCCAGAUAAUUACUUCAACUCUGGAGAAGACUGCGUGGUGAUGAUCUGGCAUGAGAACGGCCAGUGGAACGACGUGCCCUGCAACUACCACCUGCCAUUUACCUGCAAGAAAGGCCCAGUGUCCUGUGGUGCCCCGCCAGACGUGGAGAAUGCCCACAUGUUUGGUAACAGGAGGGAGGAAUACCCCGUCAACUCCAUCAUCAGGUAUCAGUGCAACCCAGGGUUUACACAACGCCACCCUCCAGUGGUUCGCUGUAAGGCAGACGGCCAGUGGGAGAAACCCCAGGUGGAAUGUACCGACGUGAAAGCCAGAAGAAGAAUACACCGGAGGAGCAGCAGGAGUGCAGCAGCCAGCAGCGAGCUCCUCUAAAAAGGAAGAGGAGGACUUUGUUACUUUAAAGAACAUUUGCAGCACAUGAAAAUCCAUUUUCCAUUUUAGCGAGGAGGAACUGAAAAGUUAAACUGCUGGAAGGCCCACAUGAUGGGUCCCCGCCCCUCGUAAUAGAUUUUAAUUAUAUAUAAUAAUUUUAUUGCUCUGAGUUUAUUUUUAUCGUGUGUAUUGUAAUAUAAUUUUGUGUGGCGAAGUCAUUGCUGGGACACUUUGUUCAACGAGUUUUACAUUUACAGAAGGCAGCAUCUGUCUGGUUCACUGUAGUCUGCUGUAAAUCUGUUUGUGGAUGCUGACAUGUUGCUAUAAAACUGGUUCAUGGCGUAAGGUUCCGAAAAGUCUUAUGCUUGUGUGCCCGUAUGGUGAAGCUUAUUGUAAUAUCUGUAGGAAGAGAAACACAGCAGGGGGACUCCUUCGGCAAAGUUAAAGGUUUUAAAGUUUACAUCAAUUAUCCAAGUUCCCCAACAGCUUCAAUCCUUCAGGCUGGUUUCUGCACUCAGUCAGUGAAUCUGAACGUUUCAUUUUUCCUCCUUCAGAAGAAAACCAUUCGCCGCCGUUCCUUUCUGUUAAAUAGCAAGAAAAAUAACUUCCACAUAGUGAGAAUCCAUCACAGGAAAGGCAGUCAAAAGUUGAUAUUUUAAAAAUGCUCUGAGGUGAAUAUUUUCAAGAAGUGUAAUUAGGGACAUGUUCAGUUUAAGAUAUAAACAUAUGAAGAUAAAUAACAACCAGAGAGAUCAACACAAAAAUACCCUGUGGUUGUCUAUGGAAGGCCAUAUUGAUGCAGAGUUAUGUGAGCAUCUGGAUAGAAAUGAUCCACCGACAAACUGACGACUACCAAGUAUUAUUGCACUGGUUACAUGUUUAAGCUGAUCUGUGUACGCCGGCGUGAAUCAUCCAGGGUGUAAGAGGUCAAACCGGUCACCUGACAAACACGUCAGUCCAACUUUAUUAUUUAGCUCGCGUUUAAUAGCUGGCAGCAUGUAGGCUUACGAGCAGUUCAGCAUUUUGGGAAAUGUCAUAAAAUGGACUGGAAAUGUUAGUAUGGACGUGUAUUUUUUAGGAUUAUUUCACACCUCUUAAAUGGAGUCAUUGGAUGUCAUAUCUCGUUAAAGUGCCCCCCUGGAUGAGUGGAAACAAGAAAAGAACAUUAAAUAGAUGAGAAUCCGACUAAACACAGAAUAGUCUGCCAUAGUAUGUUGUGGAUUAAGGCAGAGUUUUGGUCAAUGUGAAUACAAACACGCUUUUAUUUAUUGAUUUCACACAGUAACAGAGUCUCUGCUGGACUGAGCCAGUGAUUGUUAUACAAGGGUGAAUCAACCGUUCAUAUUUAAUCUGCAGCGGAUGAGGACAAGCUGCUUGUUGCUCCACAGUUCGUCACGUUGGCUGGUUUGAGUCUUUUGUUUUCUGUGUGUUGUAGUUGUCAUCAUCUCCCACGAGGCUGUGCAGUGCAUAGUGUUUGUGUGGAGCCAGUGUCAGUAUAAUAAACCUGUUAUCUAUUUCAUGCUUGUGACCUCACUGUAAACAUUACAGUGUGAAAUGACUGCUUUCAUUUAUUCACUUGUUUUGUGUCAUUGUUGCUGUAUUUGGAGGCUGUGCCUCCGUCACACAUACUGUCACCUGCUACAUGAUAAACCAAAGACUAAGAUUACAUUUCAAAGCUUUUAUUCACUAAUUUAAAGGAUGCGUCUGUCAAAUGUUUCUAUUUUUCUUAUUGUCAACAAAUCGCAGGAAAAGACCAAAACCAACAAUGAAUCUGAUUGACAUGUUCUGUCUGUGUAUCCAAAGCCUGAUUUCUCUUCUUCCUCUGUGCCACAGAGCUCCAUUGUUGUUCAAAAACUAUUAAAUACACAUCAACAAGCCUCACUGUCGCUUCCUUCGUUCCCACAAACACAUCAUGGUGUGUUAGAAGAGCUUGACGGGGGAACGCCAGCACACAAGCGUAAAACCUUCAUGGAGUAAAACGACAGCAAGAUCAACUAAAACAAAGAGUAGUAAUCGACCACGUCUGCAGUUCCACAUGUUCUGUCACAAGACGCCUUAUCAUGAUGGCAGCUGACAGGGAAAAUGCUUUUUGAGCCUCAGGGGUUUUUGGUUGCAGUGACGCGAGAGGCCACUGGAACAAACGGGCAGCGAGGCUCAGGGGUGGUCACAUAUCAAACGUUUUAACUACACAACACACACACACACAUGCUGCAGUUUAUUUUAAGUACAUCUUACACACACCGUCCUGCUGCCGUCACUAGAGCAGUGACGUUUUCUUUCCUUUUCUUUGAGUAACAUUUGGUA
This is a messenger RNA of Chelmon rostratus (copperband butterflyfish), 6900 nucleotides long. RefSeq names its product aggrecan core protein-like. Gene Ontology annotation, molecular function: hyaluronic acid binding. The record is from RefSeq and is a predicted model, not a curated record. Gene Ontology annotation, biological process: cell adhesion. Bases 142 to 4596 code for a protein of 1484 amino acids. The transcript has 19 exons. NCBI's taxonomy places the organism in Eukaryota, Metazoa, Chordata, Actinopteri, Chaetodontiformes, Chaetodontidae.